Contarinia nasturtii (swede midge) is the source of this 3306-nucleotide messenger RNA. RefSeq names its product RNA exonuclease 1 homolog. The transcript is spliced from 12 exons. The coding region runs from base 238 to 3063 and encodes 941 amino acids. Gene Ontology annotation, cellular component: nucleus. NCBI's taxonomy places the organism in Eukaryota, Metazoa, Arthropoda, Insecta, Diptera, Cecidomyiidae. The record is from RefSeq and is a predicted model, not a curated record. Gene Ontology annotation, molecular function: exonuclease activity; nucleic acid binding.
UUGAAGUAAAAAAAAUAAAUGCACAAGAUUGGGAAAUUUAUUUAUAAAGCCGCUUCAAAACGUUUUUGUGCAAAUUAAUUGAAUAUUUUGUAGAAUAUUUACAAGUUUUGCAUAUGCAUCGAGCAUGUAAAUAAUGUUUCACCCACUGUUUCACUGAACAAACAUGUAUUUAUUUCGCAUGUGAUUAAGAAUAUAUUCGUUUAAAAACAAAUAUCAAUUGUAGAACUAUCUUUUAAAAUGCUUCCAUCAAAAGAUCAAUUAUUCAAAACAAUAAAUUGUCCAUUUUACGAGGCUGAUCCUGAAUCAUGUAAUCGACCGUAUUGUCAUUUCAAGCAUUCAAAAUCGGAGAAUUCAUCCGAUUCAACAAAAUCAGCUGUAAAUCAACAAAAUACUCAAAGUUCAAAACCCCCUAUACCGGUCUACAUUCCGACACCAAAGCAUAUUCUUGAAGGCAGAAAAUCAAAUGGUUCGACCAGCAACGAAUGUUCAGUAAGCAAACGUCCAAAAUUAGAGUAUGUACCAAAAGCAAUAACAAAUCAAAAUGAGCCAAUUCCGACGUAUAUUCCAUCGUCUGUGCCAAAUCCAAUGGCAAACGAUGAAUAUGAACCAACUCCAAUUUUUGGUAACGACAAUGCUGGCACAUCAAAUGUCUUUGGGGGCAAUGUUAAUUCAAAUGGUGAUGACAUAAUCGGUUUAUUAACGGAAUUAUCAAGCGAGCAAAUUACAAACAAUGAAAAUCGUAUCGAAAAUAUACCAAAUAAUGAUACACCAAAAAUUCACGAUUCAACCGAUUUGGCAACGAAAAAAUCGAAAGAAAACAGUCACAAAUCAUCGUCGUCAUCGUCAUCAUCGCGGCAUCGACAUCACAGCAGCAGCAGCAGUCACAAGUCGUCGCAUUCAGAACGAAAAAGUAGCAGUAGUAGUUCAACACACAAAUCAUCACAUCGAUCAUCGCGAAAAUCAAAGCAUUCGGAUCGAGACAAGGAUAGAGACAAAGAUAAAAGUAAACAUAGUAGUAAAUCGUCAAAGGAUAGUAGACACAAAAGUGAACAUCGAUCAAAAUCAUCAUCGUCAUCAUCGUCGUCGCGACAUCACUCAGACAAAAAGACUCACUCUAGCAAUAAUGGUAAUUCAAAUAAAUCAAAAGACUGCAUAAAUAGUACGGUAGUUUAUGAAACAGACAGCGAAGAAGAUGAUGUAGAGGCUCAAUGUCGCAUGAUAUUCGAUGAAUUUGAUACAUCGACAGUGGAAAUUAAGCCAGAUGAUAUGCCAAAUAAUGCAUCGACCGAAGAAGAGGAAACUCCAACGAAAAUUGAAGAUGUCACAAAAAAGAAGCGUGUCGCACAUGACAAUGCUGACAAACAAAAUAGAUUAUUAGCUCCAUUCAAAAAACAGGCCGAUCACGUGAAAAAUGCACUACAGUCGGUGUUUAUGCGUCAAGAAAUUGUUCGAAAACAAAAUGAAUCGAAAUUUGCGGAAGAACGGAAAGAAAAAGAAAAACGUGACUUACUUGCAUCGCUUGAAUCGGAUAAACCAGAACCAAAAGUGUUGGCACCAAAACAAAAUUUAACACCGCUCAUACCACCGGCAGCAUUGGUUGCGCCAAAAUUCCCUCCGAAAAUAUUUUCACCGGUCAGCAAUAUGCUGGCCAUCGAACGGGCCAAAGAGAAGGUAAUGCAACUCAAGGCACAGAAAAUUGCGCAACAUCAACAAUUUCUGCCAAAAACGAUUGCGCAAACAACACCAAAAGGUACCGGCCGUGUUGCACAUACGAACACCAAUGCGAUUGCAGCUCAGAAUACAAAACCAGCACCACCAGUAUUGGAACCAACCUCAACAAAAAUCUCCUACAAUAUUCGAAUGCAAUAUUAUAAUUUAAUGGUGAAACAUUGUUUAACCAUUUACGAUGAUUGCAACGAUGCCUGGGAAAGGGCACAAACCGAAGAAUUGGCUGUAUUUCAGAAAUGCAAAACGCCGGUCAUUUACAAAAGCAGCGCAUUGUUGACAAUAAAUAAAUUGCGCAAAGAAUCCUUGGAUGCUGGCAAUAUUAAUACAGAAAAGAACAAAGUGAUAUCACAUGAUGUAAUAUUGGCGGGAAAACACGGACAAAAUACAUCAUGGAAUUUAAAUCGAAAACCUUCUUCCGAUGGUUCAAACAUUGUGGAUAGUGUGGCCAGUUCAAAAGCAUACGAAAUGAUUGCCGAUUUGUGUAUGACUGAUGAACAAUUAAAGGAAAAUGGUUAUCCACGUAGUGGUAAUCGGCCGGGUUCUGCGGUCAUUCAUAAAAAACAAGGUGCAGCCCCAGCAAAUCCAGACGAUCGAUACUGUCGUCGCUGUGGCAAAGUAUUUAAAUUGGAUGAAUAUGACGAGGAAUGCAUUGAUCGAUGCAAUUAUCACCCAAAAAGUCCCGGCUUUCGACGAGGUUUCGCUGACAAUUCACAUCGAUGUUGUCAACAGCCGGCUGGUUCACCAGGUUGCAUGUAUGCAAAUUACCACGUAACCGAUUAUCUUGAUCUAAAUAAUUUAACUGGUUUUAUUAAAACCAUUGGCUGUGAUGACGAUUAUGUGCCUACACGAAAGGAUAUUUUCGCAUUGGAUUGCGAAAUGUGUUAUACCACCGUUGGAUUAGAAUUGACACGUGUCACUGUUGUUGACAUCAACCGUAAAAUCGUUUACGAUGCACUUGUCAAGCCUGACAAUCGGAUUAUUGAUUAUAAUACAACUUAUUCCGGGAUAUCGGAGAAAACACUGGAAAAUGUGAACCGUACACUACGGGACGUUCAAGCCGUUCUACUCUCUAUGUUCAAUUCGAAAAGUAUUUUGGUUGGCCACAGUUUGGAGAGUGAUUUCAAGGCAUUAAAAUUGAUUCACGAUAAGGUCGUUGACACUUCAAUACUUUUUCCACAUAAAAUGGGACCACCAAAGAAACGAGCUCUCAAAACAUUGUGCAUUGAGAAUCUGAAACGAAUCAUACAGGAAGACGAUGGUGGUCAUAAUAGUGCCGAAGACGCUGAAGUCUGCAUUGAUCUUAUUAAGUUUUAUUUACGAAAUCGCAUUAUAUAAGCAGAACGAAAUCCGUAAAUGAUUUGAACGGCAAUAUUCGACAGAUGAAAAAAAUGAUGAAUUUGCGUUGCUAAGCAGUUGAGCCUAUAACUAAAACUCAGUGAUUUCUAUUUAAGCCCAUUAAUGUAAUUAGCUAUGAAAAAUCGUGUGUAUUUACCCCGCAUUCGCCAACUAACAUUUCCCAUGCAGAAAAAUAAACUGAAAAAUAAUUUAAAAAUCGAUAUCUAAUUUGAAAUUGAAUGU